Alexandromys fortis (reed vole) is the source of this 627-nucleotide messenger RNA. It is a transcript of the gene Ndufa12, whose product is annotated as NADH:ubiquinone oxidoreductase subunit A12. Gene Ontology annotation, biological process: mitochondrial respiratory chain complex I assembly; response to oxidative stress. NCBI's taxonomy places the organism in Eukaryota, Metazoa, Chordata, Mammalia, Rodentia, Cricetidae. Bases 82 to 519 code for a protein of 145 amino acids. Gene Ontology annotation, cellular component: membrane. The record is from RefSeq and is a predicted model, not a curated record. The transcript has 4 exons.
GGUUCCUUGUGCAGAAUCGGCCGCUUCCGCCCGGCGAGUUUUGCCGGGAGCACCGAGGGGCGGGCCAUACAGCAGGUUAAAAUGGAGCUGGUGGAGGUCCUGAGGCGCGGGCUGCAGCAGGUCACCGGCCACGGCGGACUGCGGGGCUUACUGAGGAUUUUCUUCAGGGCAAAUGACAUACGGGUUGGUACUUUGGUGGGAGAAGACAAAUAUGGAAACAAAUACUACGAGGACAACAAGCAGUUUUUUGGCCGCCACCGAUGGGUCAUCUACACCACUGAAAUGCAUGGCAAAAACACGUUCUGGGACAUGGAUGGAAGCAUGGUGCCUCCCGAGUGGCACCGUUGGCUCCACUGCAUGACCGAUGACCCUCCAACGAAAAUACCGCCGACGGCCCGUAAAUUCAUCUGGGCAAACCACAAGUUCAACGUGACUGGCACUCCAGAGCAAUAUGUUCCUUACUCCACCACGAGAAAGAAGAUCCAAGAAUGGGUCCCACCUUCGACACCGUACAAGUGACUGCAGUGAAGAUGAGUUCCGGUGUGUACGGGAUGGUACAGGGUUGUUCUUGGAUUCACAGUUGUUCAGCUGACCAUGAACUUGAUUAAAGCUGCCUGACCAAGCAAU